Thelazia callipaeda (thelaziosis nematode) is the source of this 533-nucleotide messenger RNA. The record is from the annotation of a GenBank genome assembly. Lineage: Eukaryota; Metazoa; Nematoda; Chromadorea; Rhabditida; Thelaziidae.
AUGAAUUUCAAUAAUUUAAUUGUCACAGUAAUUGGUGCUCGUGGAUUAUCGCUGAAAGGACAUAGUGAACUGGAUGCAUUUGUAAAUUUGACAUUAAGUAGGAAAGGUAAUUGGAAAAGCAAAGUACAAACAGAUGUUGUUCGAACAGCAGCCGAUUGUAACUGGAAUCAACAAUGCGAGUUCAGCGUAAAUGAUCUGGACUUAGUGCUGAAUAUAACUGCAAACCAUCGAACUACUUUGGGUACUGCUGAUUGUAUCGGUGCUCUAGAAUUACCGUUACGUUCGUUAGUAAGUAUACGUACACCAACAUGGUAUCGCCUAUGCAAAAAAGGAAAAUACAGUAUUGCUGAGCAACUCAAAAAAUAUAGAGGUGAAGUGUGCUUGAAAUUUGAAUUCUCAAACAAAGUGCACUCAGAAACAACGCAGAACUUGUCCGAUCCGUCAUUUUCAGUUACUUCUUCCCGUGGUUGGUUACUUUUUUCUGUUGUAACUUUAGCAUUUAUAUAUAUAAUGUUUUAUGAAUUGAACUGAAU